AUGGAAGAACUUCUUCACCGCGAUCCACGGUCCGCCAACCCAAGGUACUCUAUCCCUUCCCAGCGCCGACGGCAUCACCGUACUCGCUGUCUCGAACAAUUCACUCAGAUGAUGCGUCAGCUCCACGAUAGCAUGAUGGCGCGCGUCAUGGACAACAGAGCUGUAUCAGAGGCAUUCACAGUAACCAACGAAAUGAAACAGGGAUGCGUCCUCGCGUCCACCCUCUUCAGUCUUAUGUCCUCUGCCGUACUGAUGGGUGCCUACCGUGACGAACGCUCCGAGAUCCGCAUCGCCUACAGGACGGACGGCUACCUCCUCAACCACAGGCCGACGCACUUCCAAUCACGCGUACCCGCAACCACUGUUCACGAACUUCUCUUCGUCGAGGACUGCGCCCUCAACACCACCUCGGAAGGGGACAUGUGA
Messenger RNA from Spirometra erinaceieuropaei, 426 nucleotides. Lineage: Eukaryota; Metazoa; Platyhelminthes; Cestoda; Diphyllobothriidea; Diphyllobothriidae. The record is from the annotation of a GenBank genome assembly.